Blepharisma stoltei is the source of this 1341-nucleotide messenger RNA. Lineage: Eukaryota; Ciliophora; Heterotrichea; Heterotrichida; Blepharismidae. The record is from the annotation of a GenBank genome assembly.
AUGGGCUGUGGAGGAAGCACAAAAAAUAAAAUAGUCCUCGAGAUAGAGACCUGUGGCAUUGAAGAAGUAGAUAGCAUGUUUAUUGGAGCUGCAGAGCCUCUUAAAGCUCUCGAUAAAGCCUACCAUAAGCUUAAAAAACAAAUUAAAAAGUUUAAAAAGGCAACAGGCUGCUAUAUCUUAAAAGACGCCACAUUCACGGAUGCACUGGAAUCAAUGCUAUUUUGCUUUUCCGCCUCAAUAGAUGGUGACUUUAGUAAAAUCGAUCUCCAAGUAACAACAGGAAAGCCAUAUAUUAAAAUAAGCAAGGACGGUCUUAAGCCUGAGCAUUCCCAUGUUGCAGAUGCCUGGGAUCUGAUGCUUGGAGUAUUAGAAGAGUCUAUAAUAAAAGCGCCUCAGCUUUUUGGACAAUUAAGAGAUUUCUGGCUGAAUAUCUUGCAAUUGCAAUCCCAAGCUGAUAAGGCAUUAAAAGGGGUAAAUUUUGUCAACAGAAGUAAAGGGAUGAAAUGCUGCCGAGCAAAUACAAUGAUACUGGCACAGGGUAGUAAGGCUUUUGCUGAUUUCCAAAACACAAUUUCUCAAGUUAAUCAAGAUGCUGGGAGCUUUGCAAAUAAAUGCUGAAGAGAGCAGCAAGAAUUGAUAGAAAAAGUUGGAAAAGAUGCGAAUAAAGAUAAUAUUUAUGAGCCAAAAGAGAUUAUUAAAAAGUUUUGGCCAGAUCAUGGCUCCCCCCUCUGUGAGUGAUGAAAAUAUAUUUGCUCGCUUAAUUUGUUUACUUCCCUCAUUCUAUUGGUGCAAAUAUCUUGGGUAAAUUAAAUCCCCUUUAUAUUGCUGCGAUUUUUUUUAUAAUUUCUAUAUAAAUAACUUUAAUAAUUUAAUAUUGCAAAUUAAAAAAUAAAACUUGAAAUGGAGGAUAUUAUUUAUGCAAAGGAAACAUUUAAAUUUUUUAUAAAUUAAUAAUUAUUUUAUAGUGAAAUUAUAAUUUUUUUAAAAAAUUUAAACUCUUAAAUUAAACCUAUUUUUUCCUCCUUUUUAAAAGAAGGGGAGUUAGAAAUUUUAAGAGCCUUUGCCAGUUUUUUAAAUUUUAAACCAAUUCUAAAAUAUAUGAAAGUAAAGAUUUAAUACAAUUUAUAAAAAUUAUAGUUAAAAAUUUAGCAAGGUUAUCUAGAGGUUCUAUUGUAAUAGAUAAUAGUUUAUAUAUAAUAUUUUUCCAUAAAAAUUCUUUUCCUUCAUUCACUGAAGCAGUUCCUAAAUAAUAGGAAUUUUCCUAAUGACUUUGCUCUCUAGCUGAAGGGAAGUAAGAGAGUUGACCUUUCUUUGGAUAAACCUCCAAAGCAAAAAAAAUAG